GAUAGGGAGAGGAGAAGAUAAAUGUUGAGAGCAUUUGUGUCCCUUGCAAUGGAAGUUUUGUUCUUCUCAUUUCAAUUUCUUCUAUAAAUUCCUGAUUUUAUCCGCUUUCCGCCUCUGAUUCAUUCCUUUCAAUCCCCACCUCCUCCACUUUCCUCCCCUCAUUUCUUCUUUUUACUUCCCCCUUCCGAUGACUCAUUCAACUUCGUGUUUCACUUGGGGUUGUUCUCUUCUUUCCUUCUUGAUUGAUUUUUCCUUGUGCGAUGUGGGGAUUCCUUAAUUUUGUGGGUUCUGUCGAUUCAAUUUUUGUUGUGGAAUUAUGAAUGAAUGCGAUAUCUUUGUCUCUUCGCUUCUGAAUCAUGUUGUUUGGCUUCUCGAUUGCCCCAAUGCCUUGAUUUUGUUUUCUGAGUUGUUAAUUUUGUUUGUGCUGGACAUGGUUCACCUUUCUGCUUGUUUGUCAUGCAAUUUCCUAGCAACUUCAAACAUUGAACUCUCAUGUUCUUUUCUGUUAAGUGCAAGAUGCCCUGGGUGGAGUUUUUAUCUGGUUUCUUGUGUUUGAUAUUCAGGCUCUUAAAGUUUGAACACUCAAGAUGAGUAUUAAACUCAUAGAUGGUACUAUCAGUUACCAAUCAAUUUUUGGCUGCUUUUUUUUCUCCUCAGGUCCUACUCUAUAUAGUUCACCAGAAAUCCAGUGAAGCCUUUGUAGUUAUUUAUGGAACUUCUUGGUAUUGGAGCAAAUAUGCAGGGUUCGAGCAACGAUCCAAACUUUUAUUUCAGUUGGGAUCGUAAAGGAGUUGUUGGUAGCUGUGUAUGGCCACAAAUCAGUGAGGAUAAAAUGGUGAACGGUCGACAUAGCUCCAAUGGUUUCUUAUCACCAUUGUCAGCAGGUCUGUAUGUCGAUUGUGGCCGAGAAGCGUUAAAGCAGAUAAUGAUUAAGCAAGAAUUGGUUUUUAGGGAUCAGCUUUUCGAACUUCAUCGCCUUUAUAGAAGACAGAUGGAGUUUAUAGCUGAGAUGAAGAGGGAAUCAUGUAAGCAUGAUGUUCGCGUUAUGACAGCUCGGGUCUCUGCGUUGUGUGCUCAAGAUGCACAUAACUUCCAUGUGUAUAAUCAAUCAUCUAUUUUUGGUGAAAAAAAGACGUCGUUACUUUCAUGUCUAGGGAAGAACUUUCAAACAGAUUCUUACUCCGUUCUGAAUGGAAGUUGUUCAACGAAUUCUUACGUUUCAGAAUCUAAGAGAAAGAUUUUGGGAAAAGUGAUGUUUAAUCUUGAACUUCCAACUGACAGCAAACACUCGAACGUAAGAGAUGAAUUGACCGAAAGGCCUGAAAUGUCGAGCUGUGAUCUGAAGAGAAUACCUGAGAUUGUUCAUAUUAGUGAUAGAACACCUUUUCUUGCCAAGUAUGAUUUGAAUGCCUCAUUAUUAGAGAAAACUAAGGUCUCGGUUGAUUUAAACGAUCCUCCAAACUUUGAGGAAGAACCGGGUUUUGGAUACGUCGAUUUAAACGAGGCUAGUGGCCACAGGGAGAUCCUUUUCCAUGAGCUCUAUGGCAAAGCCAAUUCAAACUUUCUUGUUUACUCGGAGCAAGACAAAGAUAUUGCAAGUUCAAGUCUGUCAUCAUCCACUACAUCUUUGACAAAAUCUGUACAAGAUCCUAUAGGACACCAUAUCUUGGAUGCUGAGAGUUCCAAAAUGUUGAUAGAAAACACUAUGCUUGCUGAAGACGAUCGCUCUAGCGUUAAGAACUUGAUAUCUAGAAUUGGGUCUGAUAGUGUAAGCCCUCUUGAGAUAAGCUUUGGUAAUGGCACCAAGUCCAAGAGCGUAAAAGGAGAAUCUCGUCGCUCAUUCGAGGCUGCUGCAAAUUGGAUCAAAGGUCGAAUCGACCUCAAUGUGUGCUUAAAUGAAGAAUGUUUGGCAACACCUUGUUGCUCCACUGAAAUGAAACAUUCAAUUACAGGAGAGUUUGAUGACCAAGUUGGAUCAAAUUUUCUAAACUCCAUUCGAAAUGAUGACGAACCAUUGGAGGAUCUCGUCGCGAUUGCAGCAGAACGUUUGAUAUCUAUUUCAUCAUUGGCGGCUCAAAAUUGUCAGAAAACCAUCAGCUGUCGGUAUGUUCCAGCUUCAUGUGAAUCUUUGUCCUGGUUUGCUGAAAUAGCCUUGAAAAGUAAGGAUGCUAAUGACUCAAAGGAGCUUUCACCAAAUUCCAUGGAUGACUUUGAGAUCAUGACAUUGAAGUUGAAAGAAACAAAAGUGGAAGAGUGUUCUUUGAUAGUAAGUAACCACGACGAGGCAACGGUAAAACAUGUUUCUUCGCCUUCAUGUCAACUCGGGAAGAGCCGUGUGAGGCGGAGUCCGUGCAAGAAUUUUCAGACAGAAAUUCCUCCAAGUCUUGCAACUUUGUCGAGGUACGAGGUUAAAGAAGAUAUUCAAGCAAUAGAAGGUCUGAUAGAAGUUGCAAGUUCUCGAGGUAGAACGACACGGACUCGAGGGAAGAGACGGUUAUGUAACUCAUCUUCAAAACUUACAGAAACUGUCUUAGGGUCAAUCAUGGAUCAAGUAAACAGUAGCAAUGAACAAGAGAACAAAAAAAGAAAGGUUCUAGUUUGGGGAAAUAUUACUCCUCGUCGUCGUCGGGGACAGAGAUAUCGAGCUUGUAAUCGAAAUAUCGUUGUAGGACAAGUAUAGUCAUACAUUUAAUAAAUGAAGUUAUCUCAU
Cucurbita maxima (winter squash) is the source of this 2710-nucleotide messenger RNA. RefSeq lists its product as uncharacterized. NCBI's taxonomy places the organism in Eukaryota, Viridiplantae, Streptophyta, Magnoliopsida, Cucurbitales, Cucurbitaceae. The transcript is spliced from 2 exons. The record is from RefSeq and is a predicted model, not a curated record. The coding region runs from base 710 to 2680 and encodes 656 amino acids.